AUGGAUUCUGUACCAAGACUGAACAGCGUUUUGACUUUAAUGCUCUCUGGCUUGUGGCAUUUAGGAUUAACAGCGACAAACUACAACUGUGAUGAUCCAUUGGCCAACUUCCUCUCACCAUUGGCUUUCUCCAGUUCCUCAGAUCUCACUGGAAGUUCUAGCUCAGCUCAGUUGAACUGGAGAAUGGGAACUGGUGGUUGGUCCCCAGCAGAUUCUAAUGCCCAACAGUGGCUCCAGAUUGACCUAGGAAACAGAGUGGAGAUUACAGCUAUAGCCACACAGGGAAGAUAUGGGAGCUCUGACUGGGUGACAAGCUAUCGCCUGAUGCUUAGUGACACGGGGCACAACUGGCAACAGUACAAUCAAGAAGACAGCAUCUGGACAUUUGUAGGAAACAUGAAUGCCGACAGUGUGGUUCACCACAAACUGCUGCAUCCCGUGAGAGCCCGCUUUGUUCGCUUUGUGCCCCUGGAGUGGAAUCCAAAUGGAAAAAUUGGCAUGAGAGUUGAGGCCUAUGGAUGCUCCUACAGAUCAGACAUAGCUGACUUUGAUGGCCGGAGCUCACUUUUAUACAGGUUCAAUCAGAAGACGAUGAGCACUCUCAAAGAUGUGAUCUCCCUGAAGUUCAAGACCAUGCAAGGAGAUGGAGUCCUGUUUCAUGGAGAAGGACAACGUGGAGACCAUAUCACCCUGGAACUCCAGAAGGGCAGGCUAGCUCUAUACCUGAACCUGGAUGACAGUAAAGCUCGACUCGGCAGCACUGUGCCCUUGGUCAUCCUGGGUAGCCUUUUAGAUGACCAGCAUUGGCAUUCAGUUCUCCUGGAGCGUGUGGGAAAGCAGGCAAACUUCACUGUGGACAUGAACACGCAGCACUUCCGGACCAAGGGUGAGACAGAUGUCCUGGACAUUGACUAUGAGCUCAGUUUUGGAGGAAUUCCAGUACCAAGCAAACCUGGGACCUUUUUAAAGAAAAACUUCCAUGGCUGUAUUGAAAAUCUUUACUACAAUGGAGUGAACAUAAUUGACUUGGCUAAAAGACGCAAGCAUCAGAUCUACUCAGUGGGCAAUGUCACUUUUUCCUGCUCAGAACCACAAAUUGUUCCCAUCACAUUUGUCAACUCUAGGAGCAGUUAUUUGCUGCUGCCUGGUACCCCCCAAAUUGAUGGUCUGUCAGUGAGUUUCCAGUUUCGAACAUGGAAUGAGGAUGGUCUGCUUUUGUCCACAGAGCUUUCUGAAGGCUCAGGGACCCUGCUGCUCAUCCUCGAGGGCGGGACUCUGAGGCUCCUGAUUAAGAAAGAGGCAGGACAUGGAACUGAAAUCCUCACAGGCAGUGGCUUAAAUGAUGGCCUGUGGCAUUCUGUCAGCAUCAAUGCCAGAAGAAAUCGUGUUACUCUCACACUGGAUAAUGAUGCUGCUUCUCCAGCUCCAGAUACCUCCCGAAUACAAAUUUAUUCUGGAAAAAGUUACUACUUUGGUGGGUGCCCCGACAAUCUCACCGAUUCCCAAUGCUUAAACCCCAUUAAGGCUUUCCAAGGCUGCAUGAGGCUCAUCUUUAUUGAUAACCAGCCCAAGGACCUCAUUUCAGUUCAGCAAGGUUCCCUGGGGAGUUUUAGUGAUUUACACAUUGAUCUGUGUAGCAUCAAAGACAGGUGUUUGCCAAACUACUGUGAACAUGGAGGACACUGUAUCCAAACCUGGACUACCUUCUACUGCAACUGUAGUGAAACUGGUUACACAGGAGCUACCUGCCAUGACUCCAUCUAUGAGCAAUCCUGUGAGGUGUAUAGACACAGAGGACACACAGCUGGGUUCUUCUAUGUUGACUCUGAUGGCAGCGGGCCAUUGAGACCCCUUCAGGUGUACUGCAAUAUUACUGAGGACAAGAUCUGGAUGACAGUUCAGCACAACAACACAGAGCUGACUCGGGUACAGGGUUCAAGCCCUGAGAAGCCCUAUUCCAUGACCUUAAACUAUGGUGGGAGUGUGGACCAACUGGAAGCUCUGAUUGAUGGCUCAGAACACUGUGAACAGGAGGUGAUAUACCACUGUAGGAAAUCCCGCCUGCUUAACACACCAGAUGGAGCCCCAUUCACCUGGUGGAUUGGAAGGUCCGAUGAAAGGCACCCUUACUGGGGAGGUUCAGUUCCUGGAGUCCAGCAAUGUGGAUGUGGCCUGGAGGAGAGCUGUUUGGACAGUCGACAUUUUUGCAAUUGUGAUGCAGACACAGAUGAAUGGGCAAAUGAUACUGGUUUGUUUUCCUUCAAAGAUCACUUACCUGUAACUCAGAUAAUUAUCACGGAUACCAACAGAUCAAACUCAGAAGCUGCUUGGAGAAUUGGCCCCUUGCGUUGCUAUGGUGACCGGCACUUUUGGAAUGCAGUCUCAUUUUCUACGGAAGCUUCUUACCUCCACUUUCCUACCUUCCAUGCGGAAUUCAGCGCUGACAUUUCUUUCUUUUUUAAAACCACCGCUUUAUCUGGAGUUUUUCUAGAAAACCUUGGCAUUAAAGACUUCCUCCGACUUGAAAUGAGCUCCCCUUCUGAGGUAACAUUUGCCACUGACGUUGGGAACGGCCCCAUUGAGCUCCUCGUCCAGUCUCCUUAUCCUCUGAAUGACAAUCAAUGGCAUUACAUCCAAGCUGAGACAAACCUCAAGGAGACCUCACUGCAGGUGGACAACCUUCCAAAGAGUAUGAGGGAGCCCUCAGAGGAAGGCCAUUUCCGACUUCAGCUGAGUAGCCAGUUGUUUGUAGGAGGAACAUCAUCAAGACAGAAAGGCUUUCUUGGAUGCAUCCGUUCAUUACACUUGAAUGGUCACAAAGUAGACCUGGAAGAGAGGGCAAAGGUCACCUCUGGAGUCAGACCUGGCUGUCCAGGUCACUGCAGCAGCUAUGGAAGCAACUGCCACAAUGGGGGCAAGUGUGUGGAAAAACAAAGUGGUUACUCCUGUGACUGCACCAACUCGCCGUAUGAAGGACCUUUCUGCCAGAAAGAAAUUUCAGCUCUUUUUGAUUCUGGCACCUCUGUAACGUACACGUUUCAAGAACCAUAUCCAGUGACCAAGAACACAACAAGCCUUUCCUCUUCAGCUAUCUAUACAGACACAGCAACACCCAAGGAAACCAUCAUGCUGAGUUUCAUGACAGCACAAGCCCCCACCCUCUUGCUCUACCUCAAUUUCUCUUCUCAGAAUUUUCUAGCUAUCCUGCUCUCCAGGAAUGGAAGUUUACAGGUUCGAUAUCGACUAAGCAAGGAUGAAAGUCAUGUGUUCUCCAUGAGCACAGAGAAUCUGGCCAAUAGAAGAGUGCAUCAGGUGAAGAUUACCCGUGAUGGACCAGAACUUUCCGUUCAGAUGGACCAGCAACUCUUCAGCUAUAACUUCUCCCUGGAAGUUGAGUUCCGGACACUGAGGUCACUUGUCCUAGGCAAAGUCACAGAUACUCUUGAUUUGGAUCCAGAAGUUGCUCAAGCAAACACCUUGGGUUUCAUUGGAUGCCUUUCUUCAGUCCAAUACAAUCAUAUAGCACCACUGAAGGCAGCCCUCCGCCAUGCCAGCAUUGCACCUGUGACUGUACAAAAAACUUUGACAGAAUCCAGCUGUGGAUCUAUGGUGGAUUCUGAUGUGAAUGCAGUAACCACUGUGCAUUCUUCAUCAGAUUCCUUUGAAAAGACAGAUGAGCGCGAACCACUCACAAAUGCAGUCCGAAGUGACUCGGCAGUAAUUGGAGGUGUCAUAGCAGUGGUGACAUUUAUUACUUUGUGUGUCAUUGGAAUCAUGACCCGCUUCCUCUAUCAACAUAAGCAGUCACACCGCACCAAUCAGAUGAAGAAAGAAUACCCAGAAAAUGUGGACAGUUCCUUUAGAAAUGAGAUUGACUUGCAAAACACAGCCACCGAGUGCAAACAGGAAUAUUUCAUCUAAGCCACUGCAGGGACACAUGGUCCUUUUUUUUGGCUGACUUUUCCCUCUUUUUCUCUUUUCUUUUUUCUUUUAAUUUAAACAUUUUCUUUCUCUCACUUACCAUUGAAUU
Molecule: messenger RNA, 4030 nt
Organism: Grammomys surdaster
Lineage: Eukaryota; Metazoa; Chordata; Mammalia; Rodentia; Muridae
Product: contactin-associated protein like 5-1
Exons: 24
Coding region: 1-3921 (1306 amino acids)
Biological process (GO): proteolysis
Molecular function (GO): calcium ion binding; aspartic-type endopeptidase activity
Source: RefSeq, a predicted model, not a curated record